AAUAUACAGCGUAAGACAACACACGCGCGCGUUUUGCAAAAAAAAAAAUCUUUUCCAUAUUUUUUUGUGUUUCAAAUGUGCUAUUAAUACACAAAAACUAUGUAUUUAAAACAAUUUUGUUUGUUUCUGUGUUUUUGGACGAUCUAUGCGGAGUUUGAAGGUGAAUCCUGCGUUAAAGAUGGCAUGACUGGCGUCUGCACGGUCUUAGGUCAAUGUAGGACAGCCAUUGAAGACAUCAGAAAUAGGAGAAACCCUCAGAUAUGCUCGUUCAAACUUUCGGAUCCAGUAGUAUGCUGUCUAGACGGAAGAGCUAACCCAGUGCCUAUGCCUCCACCCUUGACGACCACUAGACGGCCAGUAGUAACAACAACUACGGAGUAUACUCCACCAACGUAUGAUUAUCACGACGUAGGAGGCCAGAGCUCGCAGUGUGAAGAUAUCUCCCCCACCCUGACUGCCCCCAAGACGGGACAGAAGGCUUUUGAUAAGUGCAUCGAAUACCAGGAGAAGUACAUAUACCCCUGUGAGAAGGGCAUGGCCCUCACCGGAGGGAUGACCAGGGGCAAGCACUGCUACCACACUGCUGACGAUCUCAUCAUCGGAGGAGUUGAUGCUGCUCAGUACGAGUUUCCUCAUAUGGUGAUGGUGGGCUACGGAGACACAAUCGAAGAUCUCCAGUACCUCUGCGGUGGAUCCCUCAUCAGUGAGAAGUUUAUCCUCACUGCUGGACAUUGUAUUUCUAGUAGGGACCUGGGUCCUAUAACCUACGUAGCAGUGGGUGCAAUAAGCAGGGAUGAUGCCGCUGCAGACACGUCGAAGGUCUACAAAGUCAAGAAUAUUAUCAAGCAUCCAGAAUACAGACCACCCAACAAAUACAAUGAUAUUGCUUUACUUGAGACUGAAAAAGAAAUCAACCUAAGCCAGUUCGUAGUGCCAGCUUGCUUGGACGUGGGUGAUACCACCAAUGAUGGAAAGGUUCUGGCCACCGGCUGGGGUCUCACAGCUUAUAGAGGCGGUAUCUCCAACAGGCUGCAGAAGGUGACAUUACACAAGUUUACAACUGAGGAAUGUUCAGCCCAAUGGCCGACUCAUCGCAAUAUGAAACAGGGUUUCAGUCCGCAAUCUCAAAUGUGUUACGGAGACAGGACUGUUUCUAAGGAUACCUGCCAAGGUGACAGCGGCGGUCCAAUCCAAGUGAAGAACAGAAAGAUUAACUGCAUGUACACAGUGGUCGGCGUGACGUCAUUCGGCAGUGCCUGCGGGUUUGUGGGCAGCGCUGGUAUUUAUACUAGAGUCGCUAACUAUAUACCUUGGAUUGAGAGUAUUGUGUGGCCGAAUUAGAAGAAAAAUAUUGAAGAGAACUUUCACACUGGCGGAUUUUCUGAUCGUCAAACUCAAAGUCGAAUGGUUUUAUUUCAAGCAGGCCUUUGCAGGCUCCCAUAAAACAUUGCAACCUAGCCUUGUCACUCAGAAAAAAACGAGCGGAAAAUCCACUAGUGUGAAAGUGUUGGUACCUAAAGUUUCAGACUAGCGUUUAAAGGCAGUAACUUCAUUUAUGAAUGUCUUAUUCUAAUGUGCACAUCAAGCUACUCCAAUUGAAAGAUUCGUAAUAAAAUGUACGAAUAUGCCUUAUGUAUAACAGCCUUAUGUAUAAGAUUACAUUUAUGUAUAUUUUGAAUAAGCGAAUAAGUGAUGCUAGUUUUCAAAAUUGCUUGUUAUUCGUAAAACUUAGAGACUAAGAUUUUCAUCUUAAAAUACUUUUAUUUAAGGUAAAAAGAAAAAAAACAGUCUAAUUGAGAAUCUCUUCGUUAAAAAUAUAUCUGAAAAGUGACUGAUUUAACUGCCUUAUUUUUUGCCUUUUUUCCAAAAUAUUUUAUGUUUAUAAUACCACACUUCCUGUUAAAAUAUUAAAAUAUCAUACUUAGUUUAGAAAUCGUCAAUAAAAAAUGACAUUAAAAUUAUAAUUAAUGAACAAAGUUAUGUAUUGCCAUACUUAUUUUUAAGAUUAAAAUAUUUUUAUACAAAGUG
Molecule: messenger RNA, 2028 nt
Organism: Helicoverpa armigera (cotton bollworm)
Lineage: Eukaryota; Metazoa; Arthropoda; Insecta; Lepidoptera; Noctuidae
Product: serine protease snake
Exons: 10
Coding region: 100-1341 (413 amino acids)
Biological process (GO): proteolysis
Molecular function (GO): serine-type endopeptidase activity
Source: RefSeq, a predicted model, not a curated record